Molecule: messenger RNA, 1017 nt
Organism: Drosophila teissieri
Lineage: Eukaryota; Metazoa; Arthropoda; Insecta; Diptera; Drosophilidae
Exons: 2
Coding region: 44-841 (265 amino acids)
Source: RefSeq, a predicted model, not a curated record
CAAUAAAAUUCAAUGCAUAUUUACAAUUUGUUAGUUUGCUGAAAUGCCAAAUAAUUCCGCAGAUCUGGGCGAUACGCAACUGACCAGAAGACAGAAGAGAAAGCAGACGAUUUGGACGCGUGAGAAGAUCGCCAAGCUAAUCGAACUUUACCGCUCAUCGGAUUGUUUGUGGAACCACUAUUCCGAGCUAUAUAAAAACAAGGAUUGCAGGGCUAAAGCCAUCGAUUCCAUCUGCGCUUCCCUCGGGAUAACGAAACACGACUAUGGCAAAAAGGUGCACAACCUGCGCAACCAAUUCAAUGCGGAGCUUAAGAAAUUGGAGAGGAGGCUCGAGGAGUCUGGAGGAGAUCGAGAUUCCGAGAAGGCUUGUCGAUGGGAGCACUUCAAAACGCUGAUGUUUCUGCGAUCUGUUAUAGAACCGCGACCAGGAUAUCAACAAGGUCUUCCGGGCAAGAAAUUGGUGUCGAAGCUGGAAAUGUGCUACCCAGAUCAGGAUGUGGAAAUGCAGAGCCAACCCUCAAUAGAAAGCCUUGAAUCCAAAUUUAUAGAUAACGAUGCAGAAACAAGUGAGCCUCCAAAGGUCAGCGAACCCAUUCCGAUGCCUCCAGAACCUGCGCCGCCUUUCAAAUUGUUUGAUCCAAUUCGAACAGUCGAAGCUCCCGCAACUCCAGCUCCCGUCCACAUACCAUCCAGUGGUCGGGAUCAAUGGGACGCUUUUGGAGAACUAAUCGCCAGUGAAUUCCGCAACCUGAACUCUGAAGUUUCGCGCAAGAGGCUGAAGCGGAAAAUAAUGCAAGUUAUGCUGGAAGUCGGCGAAGAAGAUGAUCUUACAAACAGUUGAUUGUAGAAUUCUGUACAUGUUUAAUACAAUGGACAUCCUUUUAAUGUAAAUCUUUAAUAGAAGCAGCACACAGAUCAUUCAAAGACUUCAUCGCAAGACACUUUGUAUGUACAUUUUAAACACCUUUCAAUAUAAAACGGAAGUGGUUAGACUUCGCAUUGUUAAGCUAUCAAAAA